Molecule: messenger RNA, 2340 nt
Organism: Habropoda laboriosa
Lineage: Eukaryota; Metazoa; Arthropoda; Insecta; Hymenoptera; Apidae
Gene: Noc3
Product: nucleolar complex protein 3 homolog
Biological process (GO): DNA replication initiation
Cellular component (GO): nucleolus
Molecular function (GO): chromatin binding
Source: RefSeq, a predicted model, not a curated record
AAAGAAGUAAUAAUUACCUAGUUAUUUCAAUUUAUGAUAACUUCACUUAAAAAUCAUUAAAACUACGUAAAAAUGGCAAAAAAGCUUAAAGUUAGUGCUAUUAAAAGAAGUAAUCAAAAGAGAACUAAACUUACACGUCAAGGAAAACUUAAAACAAGACGUCAUAAACCAGCAAAAAGGCAAGUUCAAAAAACAGUUCACCAUGCAGAAACUGUGGAAGAAGAAGAAAGUGAUCAUGGUGAAGACCUUAUGAAUAUGGUUGAAAAAGAUGAUUUAGUAUUCUUAAGAGAAGCUAUCUCUAAUAAAUCUUAUAAUCUAUUGAAACAAAUACGUGUAAUUGAAACAGAUGAUGAUAAAAGGAAAAAUAAGAAGAAAAAAGAGAAAGAGAAAACAUUGGAAGAAAGGUUUGAAAAUAGUAUGUCAAAAGUAACUGAGAAAGAUAAUAUGAAGAAAGUUCGUAUGUUACUUCCUACAAAAACUGAAAAUGGAAUUAUAGAACAAAGGUUAAUUGAAGAAAGUAAUGAUGAAGAUAGUAAUGAGGAACAUGAUGCUGAAGAUAAUAACAUGGAAAUAGAAUCAAGCUUGCUUGAUGGGAAAGAAGAUGUAAAUAAAAAACCUGUGUCUAUGAUAGAUCUUUUAGCAUGUCGUAAAGAGGUAUUGAGAUCUAAACGUUUGAAAAUAGGAUUACUAUCUAGCACUCUUCUAGAAACACCAGAAACCAGAUGUGAAAAUUUUAAAACACUGUUAGAAUUAAUGGAAGAAAAUGAUCCAGAAGUAUAUAUUACUGUGAGAAAAUUAGCAACUGUUUCUCUACUAGAAGUUUUUAAAGAUUUGUUGCCAUCUUAUCAGAUUCAUCAAAUUCCACAAGAUGUAAAAUUGAAGAAAGAAACAUUUGCAUUACAGAAUUAUGAAACUACAUUGCUAAGAUAUUAUAGGUCUUAUCUGCAAAAAUUAGAAAGAAUGUGUAAUGUACUAAGAAGGAAGAAGGGUGAUGCACGACAAAUAAAAGAACAAGAAAUUGAAUUAGGAAAACUUGCAGUGACAUGCAUGUGUGAUCUUAUAGUAACUAAUACCUACUUUAAUUAUUCUGUCAAUAUAGCAAAUUUUCUCCUACCACUUUUGGAUAAUAAACAUGAGACUGUAAGACAAGAAGUCUUAAAAUGCUUUUCUCAUAUUUUUAAAACAGACAAGCGUGCUGAAUUGUCUCUUAAAAUUGUACGUAAGUUAAAUCAAUACAUAAAAUUAAAAGCACAUUCAGUUCAUUCUGAGGUUAUAUCUGUACUUCUUUCUCUUCGUAUAAAAGAUGUAAAUUUAGAUAAAGAGAAAGAAGAAGAGGCUAAAGAAAAAAAACUUAUGUCUCAUAAACAAAGAAUUCUUGCUUUAAGUAAACGAGAAAGGAAGAAAGAUAAGAAUCUGGAGAAAGUAGAAAAAGAAUUACGUGAAACCAAAGCAGAAGAAAAUAAACAGUCUAAACAAAAACUACUUACUGAAAUAACAAGUGUAGUAUUUACAAUUUACUUUAGAAUUUUAAAACAAGCCCCAAAUAGUAAAAUUUUGUCCAUUUGUUUGGAAGGAUUGGCAAAGUUUGCACAUUGCCUAAACUUAGACUUUUAUCAAGAUUUAGUAACUGUUAUAGAUAAGCUAAUGGAAGAGGGUAAUUUAAGUUUGAAAGAUCAGUUACAUUGCAUUCAAUGUGUAUUUACAAUAUUGUCAGGACAAGGUUCAGCAUUAAAUCUUGACCCAUACAGGUUUUAUGCACAUUUAUACAAAAACUUAUUUAGUAUCCAUUGUGGUAGAACUCAUUCUGAGACAGAAAUUCUUAUAAAGAUUUUACUUCAAGCUUUAAUUAAUAGAAGAAAAAGAAUCACUCAAAGUCGUGUAGUAGCAUUUAUCAAAAGACUUGGAAGAGCAGCAAAUAUUCUGUUGGAUACUGAUUGUUCUAGUGGAGAUGGUUUUUAUCAAGCAGAGCUAGAAGAACCUGAGUGUUGCAAUGCUCAUUGCACAGCAUUAUGGGAACUCGCAGCUUUACAACGACAUUAUCACAGUACAGUACAAAAGAUGGCAAAAAACAUAGCUUGGGGUGUGCCACCAACUGGUGAAGGCAGUUUAUCUCCAGAAAUUGCAAAACUUACUCCAGAAGAACUUUACACUGAAUUUGAUCCCACUGGUGUUGUAUUUAAACCAGCAGUACCAAUUCCCAAAAAGAGAAGAAGUUCCAAGAAAGCAACAACAACACAUCAUCAGUUUAUAAAUAGCGAAUUUAAAGAAUAUAUUAAUACUAUAAAUAAUACUGAAUUAUUUGCAAAUGGAUACAUAGAUUUUUAUAAAGACUUACAAUAG